ACUCUCUCUCCAAAUCCAGACGCGGUGUGUCGGACUGUUUUCUCUAGGUCUCAGGAUUAGUUCGUGCAACUAUUGAGUUGAGUAUUUAAGUCGGUGGAAUAAUUUCUUUUGGGGUUCAUCAUAGCUGAAAAGGGUUGGAGAAAAAUAGCGAAAUGAGUACAAGGGUUACACUCAAAUUCAUGAGGGAUUGCUUGCAUCGGAAGCUGAAACCUUCUGGUGCUCUCCGUGUUGGAGCUCCGAGACAUUACUCUACGCCGUCGUCGUCUUCUUCUUCUUCCUCUGCCGCACCCGGAGUUCCCCAAUCGUCGAAGAAAGGGAGAUUCUUCACAGCCGCCACAAUAGGCCUGGUCAUUGCUGGAGGAGCUUAUGCAAGUACUGUGGAUGAAGCAACUUUCUGUGGUUGGCUAUUCUCGGCAACAAAACUUGUGAAUCCACUUUUUGCCCUUUUAGAUCCUGAGGUUGCUCACCAACUAGCUGUUUCUGCUGCUGCUCGUGGAUGGGUUCCUAAGGAGAAGAGGCCAGAUCCAUCAAUUUUAGGGCUUGAAGUUUGGGGAAGGAGGUUCUCAAACCCUAUAGGUCUUGCUGCUGGUUUUGAUAAAAAUGCCGAGGCUGUUGAAGGCUUGCUUGGGUUAGGUUUUGGCUUUGUGGAAGCUGGCUCUGUUACUCCUAUUCCACAGGAGGGUAAUCCAAAGCCCCGUAUCUUCCGAUUGCGGCAGGAAGGUGCUAUAAUCAAUAGGUAUGGUUUCAAUAGUGAAGGAAUUGUUGUGGUUGCAAAGCGUUUGGGUGCCCAGCACGGGAAGAGGAAGUUGGAUGAAACUUCAAGCACGUCAUCUGCUUCCAAUGAAGAAGUCAAACACGGAGGGAAAGCUGGUCCUGGAAUUCUCGGGGUGAACCUUGGAAAGAAUAAGACAAGUGAAGAUGCAGCUGCAGAUUAUGUACAAGGAGUUCAUACAUUAUCCCAAUAUGCUGAUUAUUUGGUAAUCAACGUUUCAUCACCUAAUACCCCUGGGCUGCGCCAGCUUCAGGGAAGGAAACAAUUAAAGGACAUUGUUAAGAAGGUUCAAGCUGCUCGUGAUGAAAUGCAGUGGGGUGACGAAGGCCCACCUCCAUUACUUGUCAAAAUUGCUCCAGACCUGUCUAAGCAGGACCUUGAAGAUAUAGCAGCGGUUGCUCUUGCUCUCCGUGUGGAUGGAUUGAUUAUAUCAAAUACAACAAUUUCAAGACCAGAUCCUGUGAGUAAAAACCCUGUAGCUGAAGAACCUGGUGGCUUAAGUGGAAAGCCUCUCUUCCCAUUGUCCACCAAUACCUUGAAGGAGAUGUAUGUUUUGACGAAGGGAAAGAUUCCUUUAAUUGGAUGUGGAGGCGUCAGCAGUGGUGAGGAUGCAUACAAGAAGAUACGAGCUGGUGCAACUCUUGUUCAGCUCUAUACAGCAUUUGCCUAUGGGGGGCCUGCCCUUAUUCCUGAGAUAAAGGCUGAACUUGCUAGAUGCUUGGAAAGUGAUGGUUUCAAGAAUGUGUAUGAGGCAGUUGGAGCAGAUUUUAGAUAGGUUUGAUCCAAUUACAGUGAGAGAGCGGUGCUCAAGUUUGUUAGAGGAGCGAAGCCCUACGAGACGAGGAUUUUGGAAGCUCUGUCUAGUUUAUUUUUCGAGUGAUACUCUCAAGGUAUAUUGUCAUUUGUUGGUUAUCCAUUUUUGCUUUUUAACAUAAUUUUUUGGGGUUGGAAAAGACAGUUUUGAAUCUAAUUGAUCAUGUAAGUGGAUUUUGAAUUGAUUAAGCUAAUUGUCAAGUGACUCUUAAGGUA
Rhododendron vialii is the source of this 1801-nucleotide messenger RNA. RefSeq names its product dihydroorotate dehydrogenase (quinone), mitochondrial. The record is from RefSeq and is a predicted model, not a curated record. The transcript has 11 exons. The coding region runs from base 153 to 1547 and encodes 464 amino acids. Gene Ontology annotation, cellular component: cytoplasm; mitochondrial inner membrane. Lineage: Eukaryota; Viridiplantae; Streptophyta; Magnoliopsida; Ericales; Ericaceae. Gene Ontology annotation, molecular function: dihydroorotate dehydrogenase activity. Gene Ontology annotation, biological process: 'de novo' pyrimidine nucleobase biosynthetic process; pyrimidine ribonucleotide biosynthetic process.